UGUUGCAGCAAGGGACGGGGUAAGAGACAGGAGAAGCCAAUGAACUCUUGCACCGGCCAAGAUGACUGAGCCCACAGCUGCCAACGAACAUGAGCAACACACCACCACAAUAGAAAUCACUGGAAAUGGGCAAAUCAAUGCAGCGUUCGAGAAUACAGAGGGUCCAGAUGGGGAUCCAUCGCCUCAGACUCCUCCUCCACCACCGAAUCAUAUUCAAAGACCUAUGACUCCCCCUCCGCAAGUACCGAGGCCUAAUACUCCACCACCACAGAUUCCAACAACACCCCAGCAUGAGACACCCCAUAUGAAUGGUGAAACGCCACAUAUGAACGGUGAUACAAAAACUAAUGGCGUUGAAGUAAAAACUCCCGGAUCUGAAGAUAAUAAAGAAGUCAAUGAAGCAGUCAAUUUAGAGCUAGUUAACAUGCAACCUUAUAGUAAUAGUAUACCAAUUAAAAAAGAAUCAACUGAAUUAGAUAUUGGAGAUCCAUACGAUGAGUAUUUUGUUCCUGUGAACCAGCAUAAAAAGUAUAUGAGGGGUGAAAAGCUAUACGUCACACAAGAUAAAAGGAGAAGUCUCGGAGGCAGCAAAAAAAAGUGUUGUUGGGGAAUCCUUACAGUUAUUGUUCUAGGUGGAAUCGUGGCCAUAUUGAUAGGAGUAAUUUUGUCAUCCCAGGACAGUGUGCCAGUAGAAGAAAGUAGGAAUUUCAAUGGAAUAAAGGCAAGCAUAGGUGGAGGACUAAUACCCACACCAUCUCCUUCAUCUACGCCAGCUCCCACUCGGCCAACAACGGAUAUGACAGAAAUAUACUUGGAUAAAGUAUUACAAGGAGAACUGACAAUUGAUAACUUGGAAUUUACCCCUGGACUCGCUGACCAAAACUCUUCGGAAUUCAGAAACUUAGCUGCAUCAUUAGAAGAGGAGUUGAAAUCUGCUUUAUUUGACCAUCAAACCUUACAUUAUGGCUCAGCUGAUAUUACUGUGAAAGUUCUGGAGUUCAGGUCUGGUAGUGUGAUAGUGGUAUACCGUGUUGGAUGGGAAUUCAAAGAUGGCGUUAAAAACCCACCAGACCCAAUUGACAAAGAUGGCCUAAAAACCAAAUUGCAAGAACAUUUAAGAUCACAUGAUGGCUUCUUGUAUAACUACAGGCUUACCCUCCAUAACCUGAAAUCUGAGCGUGUAACUGAUGCUUGCAAGAUUGAAAAUGGAGGAUGCAGUCAAAAUUGUAUGUUUGACAGAAGUAGUUUGCAGAUCACAUGUAAAUGUGAAGAUCCAUAUGUUCUACAUAGUGAUGGGAAAACAUGCGUCAAUCCAGAAAAAAGUGAAUCAGAUUCAUCUGAAGAAGCUUCAUUAAGUACUUCUGAACAGAAACAUGAACACGGAGGUGAACAUGAAGAUGGAGAGAAACCUGCACAAGGAGAUGAACAUCAUGAACAUGUACCUGGAAAUGGAGAUGAACAUCAUGAACAUGUACAUGGUCAUGGAGACGAACAUGAACAUAGUGGAAAACAUGAACAUAUUGGUAAACAUGAAAAUGAUGGGGAACAUGAUUGGGAACAUGAACAUGGUUGGGAACAUGGACAUGGAUAUGGAGUGGAUAAUGAAAGAUCUACAGAAGUUUAUAAGACUACUGAAGACCAGAAAAAUGAGAACAGUGAAACAGAUGAAGUUGAAUUACCUGUUGUAACUGAGCACAUUUCAGAACAUGAUUACCAUGUCGAAACUGAACUGCCACCAGAACAUGAAAAUUUUGGGAUAAAAGGCACUUCCAUUGAAACUUAUGUAACUCCUGUACCAGAACAUAAACAGGAUGAUAUCACAGGAGAAACUUCGAUGCCUUCAUCAGAACAAAACACCCAAUACAUGUAUGAAAAUACUAAUUAUCAACCUAUGGAGGAAUCUGAAUACAAAAAGACUUCAGAGACUAAUGGGGUUCAAGAAUCGAUGGUAGAAGCUAAUGAUUCUACAGAAGCAUUUUCAAGAAAGAGUACUGGCUUUGUUGAAGAACAAACUACUGAACCUAUCCCCAAAAUGAAAUCAACAGAUGCAUCAAUGAAUUUUGAAUCUUCAUCAGAAUCAAAAUUUUCAUCUGAAUUACCAACUUACCAGGGGCCAAUGAACUUUAGUGAAGCAUCAAUGGAAUCAGUACAUUCCACUCCAUUACAUCCCUAUGAGGAAAUGAGUAUUGAUAUAUCUCCUGAAACCACUCCUAUGCCACAUUUUAAUUUUGAAUCAGAGGAAAAUGCUGAUCAACAUCAUCAUUUAAAAGAAUCCACAGAAGUCCCAGUAGAAAAUACAAAUCCUGGUGAGCCUUCAUCAACCUCUCCUGCAACUUCAUCAGAAAGACUUGCAAAAUACAAUCAGUUUACCAUCGGAGGAUCAGAAGGAUCAUCUUAUGCACAAACCACUGAAAAAGAUUUGAUGCCAGAAACAACUGCAAUGCCUAAUGAAUCAAGAGGAGAACAAAAUACAAUACCUGAAUUAAACAUUUACCAAUCCUCAGAAAACUCAAAUUAUUUCCAUUCUUCUUCUGAACAUCCUAUUAGUUAUACUGAACUGCAUGAAGAUAUCCCAACUGGGAAAAUAUAUUCAGGCAAUAUUGAAAUGAAAUCAUCUGAAUUUAUUACUGGUCAGAAAAAUGAAAAUACAAUGACUACUUCGUCUUUAUCUUUCACUGAUACCAAGGAAGAAGAAUAUUCAACAGAAGUUGGUGUAACAACUAAAAAACCAUUCAACAUAUUAGAAACAGGAGACCAAUCAAGCAACAUUUCUAGUGAUCAUGGCUAUAUUAGUUCAACAGGUCCAGUAGAGGAUACAAAAAUCAAACAGGAAAUUACUACAAUGAUGCCUAUAAUUCAAAGUCAAGAAGACAAUCAAAACAACUCGAUGAUGACUGACUCCACGUCUGUUCUAAAUAGUUCACAAUCCCCAAAAAUAUCUUCACCUGAAAGUAAAACUACGUACCCAGCUGAUGAACUUACUACUCAGUCCUCACAAAAUAUUAACGAUAUGGGAUCUCAUAAAAAUACACUGAAUGAAGAAGAAAUGAUGCCAACAGAACGUACAAAUAAUGAUUCUGUUACCAGUUCAGAAAUCAAUCCAACCUCUGAAAAGCCGAAAAGCCAACCAAUGGACUUAAUGACCAUAGACGUUAUGACCACAACACCAAGCUCACUAGAAUCAGUGACUUUGAUGCCAGAUUCUUCAUCAUCACCAGAAUCAAUAGUUAUCCACCCACUAUAUACAAGCUUAAAUUCAAGCAACUCUAGCAAUGUUGUCACAAAUAAUGAACCUGGUAAAGAAUUAAAUCAGGGAACAACAGAAAUACCAAUGGAAAGUGAUGCUUUAAUUACCUCUGCAAUGAGUGAAACAGCAAAUAACAUGAAUCUAGAAACAGAGAAUAAUCAACCGACCUCAGAACCUGCAAAGAGCUCAGUAGAGCAAUCUGAUGGUGCUCCUACAGACGGAGAAUCCAAAAUAGCUUCUGUAGAAGACUCUGAUUCAACAGUUUCCACAUUUUUAGUUGGAGGUGAAAACAUGCCUCCAAUAGCAUUAACACCUAACCCAGAUCUUUCAGGUCCUUACUCUGUAGAUUCCACAAUUCAGCCUAUUCCAGAAGAAGAAGAAGAUAUAGAAGAUGUAAAACCAGUUAACCCUCACGAUUUUGGAGGUUCUACUGAAACUGAAGGACAUCAUCAAUGGUAUGAUUCGAAAAAUGCCCUCAAUAGUUUAGAUGAUGAUUACAAUGAAGAAGAAAAGUAUGCUAAUUACAAACUGGCAAAAGGCAAACCUGAGCAUGUUACAAAAGGAUAUAAAAAUAUAAAAAUAGAUGAAAAAAGUCGGCUUCCAGAGGAUAGUGAUGCUGUAGAACAGACUCACAGCCACCAAAUUGAGCAAGUUCCUACUACUACAAGUGAAAGAAGUAACACAGAGACAAAUGAAAGUUUAACAACUAUACCAUCACCUGAAGGCCCACCUUCCAAAAUUAAUGAUGAAGAAAAAUUAUUAAUUAAAGAAGUUUACACCGAAGCAACAAGUGCCACUACUGGACCAAACAAUGAAUCAGAAGGUUUAAUUGAAUCACAGCCACCAAUACAAGAUUUCAAUGAGAUGAGACCAGAUGGAUCUCAUGAAGUGUCAAUGGGUUCCAUAAAAUUGAUGGAUAAUCACAAUAUAGACAAUAAUGAUGGUUCAGUGCUAAAAGAAAUGAACAAUACUUCGACACAAAACAUGUCACAAACUGAUAUAGAUGAAAGAAAUAAUUAUUACGCUGUUACAGAAAAUAUAGAACCUGCUGAAGUCAAUCCAACAACUACUGGAAAUUUACAUUCGUUUGGUGGUUCAACAUUAGAAGAAACUGUUCCAAGGACAACAAUGCUCUAUGAAUCAGAUAGUCCAUCGAACAAUAAAACAGAGUGUGAUUCAGAACACUUUGCCUGCCGUGAUGGGAGCAAAUGCUUGAUGAAGCUUCAACAGUGUGAUAGCAUGCAAGAUUGUGCCGAUGGAUCGGAUGAAGAAGAAUGUGAAAAAUUGAAUUGUGUUGAAAACUUUAAGUGCAAUGAUGGCACAUGUCUCAGCAGACAUUUAGUAUGUAAUGGAAUUCAAAAUUGCCCAGAUGGAAAUGAUGAAGAAAAUUGUGAUUCUGAAAGGAAGAGUGAAAACAAGCUGUAUAUUACAGAACAACCAAAAGAAACUGAAACUAAAGCCACUGAGUCUCCUGUUGAGAAAAUGGAAUUAGGAUCUACUGAUUCAAUGAGACAUUCAUCUAGUGGCAAAACAGAUAUUCCUGCAAAUUUGAUGGAGGCAACAAACAUCGGAACAGAAGCUAAUUUCAUGAGUGAGGAAACCCAUGAAGCAGAAACUGCAUCCUUAAAACCAGUUAUUAGUGGCACAGAAUCUCCUAUAAGUUCUAUUGAACCGGUAAUGAAUGAGAAAACACCAGAUUCUAGGUCUAUGGAAUUUGUUGGAGGAGAAACAGUAACAUUAGGUGUUCCCAUGGAGACAAUGAUGAAUAGUAAAGUCCCAGAACAUACAGAGUCACCUCUAAGUUCUACAGAGGGUACUAUGGAUAAAGAAGCAGCAAUGAGUCCAAUGGAAUCAGAAAGUUUAAGGCCAGAUCCACUACAGAAGUUAACUGAUCCACACAUAAAAAUCAAUGAAACAUCUGUUCCUUCCAUUGAAACUGUCAGUAGCGAGGCACCAGAUCUAAGUUCCAUCAUGGAAUUAGACCCAAGUGACCAAGAAACAUCUUUAAGCCCCAUGGAGAGGGACAAAGAAACAUCUUUAAGUUCAACGGAAUUAGAAAAUAGUGGCACAGAACUUCCAGCAAUGUUGAUGGAGACAGAAAUGAGAUCUAAUGAAUCACCUGUUACUUCCAAGGAGCCUGAGAUGGACAACACAGAAAAACCUUUAAGCUCUAUGGACUCCAUUGUAGGAGGUAGAGAAGCUCUUUCUAAUUUCAUGGAGCCAGUAAAUAAUGUUACAGAAGCACCAGUGAAUUCUAUGGAGACUAAUAUGAGUCAUAAUGAAAUGCCUGUUACCACUAUGGUUCCAACAGUAAGAAACACAAAUGUGCCUUCUGAGGAUGCUAGUGACAAAAUUAUGACUACUCUAAUGCCUGCUGUGGAGGAGGUAUCACAAAGUUCGAGUGAAAUGAUUUCCAAUAUGGGAAGUGUGAUGAGCAGUACUGAGCUUUCAACUAAAUCACUAGGAAAUAUAGAAAGUAGUUCAGCCGAGCCUUCAACAGUCAACACUACACAACCUUCAUCAAACAAUUCAACUGAAAGUCAAGCUGAUGGUAGUUCAGAAAUUUCAUCUAGCCAAAUCACAGUUUCUAGCACUGAACCUUCUCCUACAAUAAUGGAAUCGUCAACUAGUCAUUCAGAAAAUUCUUCAAAAAUAACUGAAUCUGCAUCCCUGCCCACUGAUUACAUGUCAAGUUCAAAAGAGCCUGAAAUUAACUCCACUGAGCUUCCUUCUGACCUAAUGGAACAGUUUCCAAUUCAAACAGCUCUCAGUUAAGUUCAUCAAUUAUGAUAAAAAAAAUUAAAAUGAAGUAAUCAGCAGUCAUUCCACACCUAUGUCAUUCAACAUUUAAAGAAAGACUGCAUUAACUACUUGUGAAUAAUUGUGUAUUUAAUUUUGAUAUUAGUUGUUACCUUAAGUUUGUUUUCUGUACCAUAAUUAAUCUUUUUGUUGUAUUGUAUUGUUCAGUGCCUGACUAUUAUAAAUAUAAAUUUGUAUAUAUGUACGAAUGUGACGUGUGUUACCUUAAGUCAGGAGUUUGUUCCUAUGUGAAACAUUUUGCCUGCAUAAACUGAUCAGUUAUUAAAUGUUAAAUAAUAGUGAUGAAAGGAUGAGUAAAUAUUUGUAAAUAUGUGUGAUUGUGUAUGAGAAAGACUCAUUAUUAUUUGUGAUAGACUACGAUAGUGUAUAUUACAAUUAAUUGUAUUUAUAUAAAUAAUAUAGAUUCAAAAUUAUUUAUCAUCACAUAAAAAUUUAAAAUGUUAAUAUUUUGUUGUUUAUUAUUAUAUUUUUUUUUUGUUAAUUUUUCAUAGUUGAAACAAAAACAUAUUUCAUAAAGCAGACAUUAUGGUAAUUUUUUGUUAGGUAUUGUUAAUUUAGUAAAAAUAAUUUUUGAGACCUAUACAAGCAAUAUGUAUAAAAAAAUAUAUUUGUCAAAAAGAUGUUGAUUGUAUUAAGGAAAAGUUAAUUUCAUGUGUUUUAUCAGUCAUUGAUUUUGUCGUUCAGAUUGAAAUGUAUUGUAUUAGAGGCUGUCAUUAGAUGCUCAACUUAUUCGCUUAGUGUAAAUGAAAUUUAUUUUUCCAAUACAGAGAAUUGUAAAUUAUUUUCAACAAUGACUAUUUUUAUAAAAAUGUUUUGUAAAAUUAAAAAUUCCAUAUUUAGAUAUUCAAUAUACUGUUUUAGAAAUUGAGAUAUAGUUUUUAUUCUUAAAACUUUUUUUUUUCAUGGGUGAUAAAUAGGCAGGAUGCAG
Messenger RNA from Nezara viridula (southern green stink bug), 6995 nucleotides. The record is from the annotation of a GenBank genome assembly. Lineage: Eukaryota; Metazoa; Arthropoda; Insecta; Hemiptera; Pentatomidae.